Molecule: messenger RNA, 2880 nt
Organism: Entrophospora sp. SA101
Lineage: Eukaryota; Fungi; Glomeromycota; Glomeromycetes; Entrophosporales; Entrophosporaceae
Source: the annotation of a GenBank genome assembly
AUGAAAUUUAACGCAAAAACAUUUAUUAACCUUUUUAAUCUUAAAAAAAAAAACAAAAGAUCCUCAAAUGAAAAAAAAUGGUUGGACAAAGCAAUUAAACAGAAAAGAAUUAAUCUUAAAGAUUACAGUAUAUUUUCUGAUAUUACUUAUAUCAAUAAAGGUGCUUCGGGACAAAUUUAUAGAGCUAAAUGGAACAAUGUAUAUGUAGCAUUGAAAGAAAUUAAAGAUGACAGUGAUAUGAAACGAUUUGUUUACGAGUUUAGAUCACAUAAACGAGUUGAUUAUCACGACAAUAUUUUGAAUAUUCACGGGAUAACGAAAGAUCCCAACUCGGGCAAUUAUUUAUUGGUUUUGCAAUAUGCAAACCACGGGACGCUCCAAGAAUAUUUGUCUGCGAAUGCUGAUAAAUUGGAUUGGGAAAACAAACUACGUUUGGCAUAUCAGCUUGCUAGUGGUAUACAAACAUUGCACCAUGAAGGAAUAAUUCAUCGAGACUUGCAUCUUUAUCCGUACAAUAUAAGAGAAAAUAAGGUCGAUGGAACACCUGAGGAAUACUUUGACUUAUACACCAGAUGUUGGGAUGCAGAACCAGAUAAUCGACCUGAUAUCAAAUUUGUUGUUGAAUGUCUUGAAGAACUAAGGAAACAUUACACUGUACCAAAUUCUAAAAAGAAUUCUACGAAUGAACACUUACAAAAUGCUUCGAUAGAUCCUAACAAUUAUCUUGAUUUGCACGAACUUAUAAAUAGACGAGAUCUGCGUAUGAAACAAAUGAUGGGUGGCACUAGUAAGAAUGAUAAAUAUAUUAGUGACUAUAACAACAACGGCAGUAAUGACGUCACGCCCGAAGAAAAUUUUGCAUCUGCUGAUAAUAAAAAUGACAAUGAUGAUAAAGAUACCGACGACCAGAAAUUGAUAAAUCGUGCUCGCAGCUCUAGUCACUCCAACAACAUAAUACCUCAAGAGCCUUCAAAAGAUCUAAAGGAAUGGUUGGAUAAAGAAAAGGCAAUUAUUUUUCCUUACAGUAUAUUUUCUGAUAUUGCUUAUAUCAAUGAAGGUGCUUCGGGAAAAAUUUAUAGAGCUAAAUGGAAGAGCGAUAUAGAUGUAGCAUUGAAAGAAAUUAAAGAUGACGUUGAUUCGAGACGAUUUAUUUACGAAUUUAGUUCACAUAAACAAGUUGAUUAUGACGACAGUAUUUUGAAUAUUUACGGAGUAACACAAGAUCCUGACUCGAGAAAUUAUUUAUUGGUUUUGCAAUUCGCCAACCACGGGACGCUCCAUGAAUAUUUGUCUGUAAACGCUGAUAAAUUGUAUUGGGGAAACAAACUACGUUUAGCAUAUCAGCUUGCUAGUGGUAUACAAACAUUACACCAAGAAGGAAUAAUUCAUCGAGAUUUGCAUGCUCGAAAUAUUCUUGUAGUUAAUAACAAUAUUAAAAUUUCGGAUUUUGGAUUAUCAGGAUCCAGAAAACAAGUUUACGGGAACAUAAAAUAUACAGAUCUCAGAUACCCCAAAGAUGAGAAAUCGGACAUCUUUAGUUUAGGAGUUUUGUUAUGGCAAAUUUCAAGUUGUAAACCGCCGUAUGAAUCAAUUAAAGAUGUCCGGGAUAUUCAUCUGAAUAAUCUAAGAGAAACUAAAGUCGAUGGAACACCUGAAGUGUACUUUGGUUUGUACACCAGGUGUUGGGAUCCAGAACCAAAUAAUCGACCUGAUAUCAAAUCUGUCGUUGAAUGUCUUGACGAACUAAGACAACAUUAUUACACUGUACCAAAUAUUAUUCAAGAGUAUCCGAGCGGGUACUUACAAAGUGCUUCGACAGAUCAUAGCCAUAGCAGUGGAACGUAUCAUAAGCUUGAAUUGCACGAACUUAUAAAUGAACGCCAUAUGAAACAAACUAUGGGCAGCACUAGUAAUAGUAAUCAAUACAUUAGUGACUCUAGCAUUGGUGACAUUAACAACAAUGACAAUAAUGACAAUACAAUUAACAUUGAUAACUCUUUUAAUAAGAAAGCAUCAAAUAUAAUUUCUUUAAAAUCUCUAGGUGCCGCGAUUGGAGCUGAUAGGCCAGAGGAAGAUGAUUUAGAAGAAGAUCUCGCCAAACGUUCCGCUGAUCCAUACUACUACAAGAAGAAAUACCACCACUACUACAAACGUGAUGCAUACUACAAGAAGAAGCACGAUUACUACAAACGUAGUGAAGAUGAAGAUGAAGAAGAUUUAGCCAAGCGUUCCGCCGAACCAUACUACUACAAGAAGAAGCACGAUUACUACAAACGUGAUGCCGAUGCUGAAGCAUACUACAAGAAGAAGCACGAUUACUACAAACCAUACUACAAGAAGAAACACGAUUACUACAAACGUGAUGCCGAUGCUGAAGCAUACUACAAGAAGAAACACGAUUACUACAAACCUGAUAGGCCAGAGGAAGAUGAUUUAGAAGAAGAUCUCGCCAAACGUUCCGCUGAUCCAUACUACUACAAGAAGAAAUACCACCACUACUACAAACGUGAUGCAUACUACAAGAAGAAGCACGAUUACUACAAACGUAGUGAAGAUGAAGAUGAAGAAGAUUUAGCCAAGCGUUCCGCCGAACCAUACUACAAGAAGAAGCACGAUUACUACAAACGUGAUGCCGAUGCUGAAGCAUACUACAAGAAGAAACACGAUUACUACAAACGUGAUGCCGAUGCUGAAGCAUACUACAAGAAGAAACACGAUUACUACAAACGUGAUGCCGAUGCUGAAGCAUACUACAAGAAGAAACACGAUUACUACAAACGUGAUGCCGAUGCUGAAGCAUACUACAAGAAGAAACACGAUUACUACAAACGUGAUGCCGAUGCUGAAGCAUACUACAAGAAGAAGAACUAUUACUAUUAA